Messenger RNA from Triticum aestivum (bread wheat), 438 nucleotides. Its product is annotated as nucleobase-ascorbate transporter 1-like. Lineage: Eukaryota; Viridiplantae; Streptophyta; Magnoliopsida; Poales; Poaceae. The coding region runs from base 1 to 438 and encodes 145 amino acids. The transcript is spliced from 2 exons. The record is from RefSeq and is a predicted model, not a curated record.
AUGAUGGGCGGGAGCGACGUGAGUACGCCUCUGUGUUUCUUGAUUUGCGCCACCCCCCAUGGGUUGGCGCCUGGCGUCACAAGUUUCAGUGCCAACAAUGUCUGGUGGUGUUCUCGGCUUGCCAUCUCGGAUGGGUUGCAGGGAGACAGGGUGAGGGUGGUGCAGACGCUGCUCUUCGUCACCGGCAUCAACACGCUGCUGCAGUCGCUCUUCGGGACGCGGCUGCCCACGGUCAUAGGCAGCUCCUACGCCUUCCUCAUCCCGGUGAUGGCCAUCGUGCAGGACUCAUCGCUCGCGGCCGUACCUGACGACCACAAGAGAUUCCUCCAGAGCAUGCGGGCCAUACAAGGGGCGGUUAUAGUGUCCUCCAGUAUUCAGAUCAUCCUUGGUUACAGCCAGCUCUGGGGUAUUUUCUCCACGUACCACCACACACACUAG